UCAGGGCCAGGGGGGGGGGUGUCUAAUUGCGUGUCAAUCACUGCUCAUGCACUAGUAUUCAUUCAAAAAAAAUAAUGUAUGUGACGCUCCGACCCUCCUAGAUCGGGGCGUAACAUGUGUAUCGUUAGUCUUUGUAGAACUAAACCUAUGGUGGGUUGGUGGUAUGUAACACUUGUGCUUUAUUUAUUUGGUACCCCUAAAAUCGCAUGUGCCCCCAGCCUGACCCAUCCAUUUGAAAUGGUCUAGAACUGCCACUGGCUCAUGGUCUUGCUUAUAUUUUUCGACUGUAUAUUUCCCAAUCACUAUGUUUCUUUGUGUGACUAAAUUAAGCCCAUGUUUUAUGACUUUUAAUAUUUUCCAAACAGAGAGACAUGGGCCUGUAAAAUAAGUUUGAUCACUUUUUAUUUUAUUUUCAACUUGUACGGCCUCAUUUUCUUAUUCUAAAACAGGUGUAUUGUAUUUAUUUGUUAUAGUGUCUUUUACAUAUUGUUAUUGUAAUUCUAUUAUUUAUGUAUGUUAUUGUAUGUUGCGCUACUUGCUUUGUUGUUUGUUAGGUAUUUUAUUGUGCAGUCUCUGUGAAAUGUUUAGAUGAGUCAGGGUUUCUGCCUAAAGCUUUUAUUGUGAAGGAUAAAGCGGAAGUGGUGAAUUCUGACAUGUGCUUCCAUUGACUGUUUUUUGAUAAUAAAGAGAAGCCGUGUGUAGCAAAGUCUCCGUUCAUAAGUCAUGGCUCACGUUUUUAUUUUAUAAUUCUAAGUUCACGCAUUCAGUUACGUGCUCACACACUUCCUCCAUUCACACACACGGAGCCUCAAUCGUGUUUGUAACGUUAUGGGUUGAAGAGGUUAGCCAGGUCCUAGUUGUAAAUCGUUUUUUCUCCGUGAGUUCUGCUCUUUCAGCGUUACGUAGUUAAUCAGAUACAACCAGAUUGGACCACCAGAGCCCGUAUGCAUUGAUGAACUUGUUUAAGUGGACUAUGUGCACAUUUUGGGGGACAUUUGACCUCAGACUCAUCUCCUUUAGCCAAGAAUGCUAAAUGCAGUUAGCUUAGCCUGCUAGCUGGAAAUAGACGGAUACGGAACUCGGCCACACAGAGGUAGCUUGUCGGAGCGACUAUUCGGCAGAGACCGAACUAUUUUUUAUGGACCCACAAUAGUGCAGAUGACCCUGUCUGGACGGUCUCUGUGCUGUCCCCUUUGUUUGAAAACGUCGGAAUUAUCUCCUGGUGUCCUACGAAGCUAAUGAAGUUAGCUUGCUAGCUCCCCGAAGUAGACGGACCCGAACAACACAGCGCACUUGUCAGAGUGAGCAAACCGGUUUUAACGUUGUGUGUCUGGAGAAAAAGUUUCUGUGAUUUAGUAAAAAUGUCUAAAGUUCAACUGCUGAGAGAUUUUGUGAACCAGCGACUAACUGCGGCUGCUGAAGAGAUAUGUGAGCUGUUUGAAAGAACGAUAGCAGAGUACGAGGAGGAACUUGAGUUCCGUUCAAAAGAAAAUCACCGACAACUGAAACUGAUGGACGCCGCUGAUUGCAACCCUAAAGUCCGGUUACACAGAGCAGCAUCAAGUCGCCUAUACUCUCCAAUGCGUGGUCCACUGCCUGUUCUGCCCUCUAAUGUCCGUCCGCACCGCGUCCCGCCACCCACACUCCCCACCAAUGCGUGGUCCGCUGGCCCGUACCAACCUCUGAUGUCCGGCACUCCACCGAUGCUGUCCCAAUUCAGCGCUUCCACGUCCUCGUGUCUCUCCGUCUUGCCAUCGCGAUCCGUGGCCGUGAUGGACAACGAACAACACAUGGAGCCAACCGCACAUCGCUCGUACAAAGACAUCCAGCAGCUGUUGGUGGUUGAAGAUGAUGUUCCCCCUGAGCAGCAGGAGUGGAGCUCCAGUCUGGACCAGGAGGACCCAGAGCCCCCCCCACACAUUAAAGAGGAACUGGAGGAACUCUGGACCAGUCAGGAGGGAGAGCAGCUUCAAGGGCUAGAGGAGGCUGAUAUCAAGUUCCCAUUCACUUCUGUCCCUGUGAAGAGUGAAGAAGAUGAUGAAGAGAAAGCUCAGUCCUCACAGCUUCAUGAAAGCCAAACUGAGGAGAACAGAGAGGCAGAGAGAACAGAAGCUGAUGGAGAGGACUGGGGAGGACCAGAACCAGCCAGGAACUCAGAUCCAGAUAGACCUUUACAACCAGCUACUCUUGACAAGACUGUAGAGUCCUCUGAACCUGAGACUGAUGACAGUGGUGACUGGGAGGAGACUAGGGAACCUCAGUCAGGUUUAAACCCUCUGCAAAACAAUGAAGUACCUGGAAGUGAUGUGGAACCUCUGAAGAAACGCACUGGAGUCCAAACAGGAGGGAAACCAUUUUGUUGCUCGGUUUGCGGUAAAAGAUUCUUUCUGAAGAAGACUUUAACGUCCCACAUGAGACUUCAUUCAGAAGGAAAUCAUUUCACUUGCCCAGUUUGUAAACUGGUAUCCAGCAACAGAAGCACUUUGGUUAAACACAUGAGAAUCCACACAGGGGAGAAGCCAUUUACUUGUUCACUUUGCAAUAAACAAUUUGCACAAAAGGGACAUUUGAGACGACACUUGACUGUCCACACAGAUGUCCAGCAGUUGUCGGUGGUUAAAGAUUGGGUUACCCCUGAGCAGCAGGAGUGGAGCUCCAGUCUGGACCAGGAGGACCCAGAGCCCCCCCCACACAUUAAAGAGGAACUGGAGGAACUCUGGAGCAGUCAGGAGGGAGAGCACCUUCAAGGGCUGGAGGAGGCUGAUAUCAAGUUCCCGUUCACUUCUGUCCCUGUGAAGAGUGAAGAAGACGAUGAAGAGAAAGCUCAGUCCUCACAGCUCCUUGAAAGCCAAACUGAGGAGAACAGAGAGGCAGAGAGAACAGGAGCUGAUGGAGAGGACUGGGGAGGACCAGAACCAGCCAGGAACUCCGAUCCAGAUAGUCCUUUAGAAUCAGCUACUCAUGACAAGACUGCAGGCUCCUCUGAGACUGAUGACAGUGGUGACUGGGAGGAGACUCAGGAACCUCAGUCAGGUUUAAACUCUCUGCAAAACGAUGAAGAACCUGGAAGUAAUGUUGAAUGCAAUACUGGAAAAACAUCAGUUAGCUCCUCUGGAUGUGCUGGCCACGAGGAACAUCUGCAGAAACCCACUGGAGUCCAAACAGGAGUGAAACCAUUUAGUUGCUCAGUUUGUGGUAAAAGUUACACUCUAAAGUCAUCCUUAAAGAGUCACAUGAGACUUCAUUCAGAAGGAAAAGUUUUCACCUGCUCAAUUUGUAGAACAAGUUUCUGUGAGACUGGCAGUUUGGUUAGUCACAUGAGAAUCCACACAGGCGAGAAACCAUUUAGCUGUUCAGUUUGUGGUAUAAGAUUUGCACAAAAGGGAAACCUGAAACAACACUUGACUGUCCACACAGGGGAGAAAUCAUUUAGUUGUUCUGUUUGUAAUAAAAGAUUUGCACGGCGCAGUACUCUGAGACGACACUUGACUGUCCACACAGGGGGAGAAACAAUGGCUACCUUUACAUGCACGUAACAGUCCCUUUUUUUCCCCUUUUCCGA
This is a messenger RNA of Perca fluviatilis (European perch), 3562 nucleotides long. RefSeq names its product gastrula zinc finger protein 5-1-like. The record is from RefSeq and is a predicted model, not a curated record. The transcript has 4 exons. The coding region runs from base 1362 to 3536 and encodes 724 amino acids. Lineage: Eukaryota; Metazoa; Chordata; Actinopteri; Perciformes; Percidae.